CCUGGCUGCGGCGGCGGCGUUUUGCGGCUCUCGCGGGGAUAUUUUUCUGAGUUCUCUACAAAUAUGUCAUGAAACAGUUGUCCCGAGAGGGCUUACAAGAAAGUGGGGAGCCGCUGAGUUCAGUUAAAAAAGCUUCUUCGCGAUUCAGUGCCUGCAGUGUAGGAUAGCUAAAACGAGGAGGUGGGGGUGUGGGCGUCGCUCGGGUAGCGCCGCGGGCUGAAUUCUGUCACGGACGCGGCCCCGCGCCGUGUGGGAGCGGAGGGGCACGGAAAGAUGCUCUGCCUCUGCUGCACCGCGGCACAAGGAACGAGGCAAACCGCGGCUUGCGAAGUUGCUUUGCUUUACGUUGUUUCGUCUCAGGAAUCGUUAAGCGAAGCACAGAAAGGUCCAACCUGCCAUACGCUCGCUUAGUAUAGAGAAACAGAGCUCUGCGGAGACAAAAAUGCAGCAGGAAGUAUCUUUGGGACGUGUGGAAGGGUGUGAGUUCAUUUUUCCAAGUUUUUAGAAAUUGUCGAUCUUUGCAAAAAAGAAAAAGAAGAAGAAGUAUUGCAGAGUUCUCACUCUUGAGACCAAAUCUAAACGUUUUCUGCGCAAGUCGUCGGGGCAAUGGUGACAGAGCUGCAGUGUGCUGCACUGCCGCUAGGUGGCAGCCGACGCAACAGGUUGGGCGCCCCUUCCUGGUGAGAGCUCCGCGGCCGCGCUGCUGCUGAAGUGCGCUGCACAGCGCCUCGCCGUGCCCGCAUCCGCUGAGGAUACGAUAGAACUGGAAAAGACUUGGAGAAGGAUGACAAAGACAGCGGAAGACAGAGAAGGACUUUAUUACCAGUAGGAGCAGUGCUGAUUGCUGGAGAGGAACUGAAAUAGAAGUGCUGGAGUUCAUCCCGGGAAUCUGUGUUCAGACUUUUAUUGCUGUUCUGAAGCUAUUUCACAAGAUAGUUCUCAGCUUGAUUUCAUCCAGAUCUCCAGAAAAUGAGUCAAGCUGGUGAUGAAAGUUCCAGUUCCGAUGACACAGAAUUGGAAGUCGAGAAGGAGCAACCUAUCUGUGCUUUGGCUCCAACAGUUUAUACCCGAGAUGAGGGAUCCACUGAUGUAUCAUCAAGUCCUGCAUUUCAGUGUUUAGAUGAGCUGUUUUCUGCUGGAAAACUCACAGGUUCCAGAGUAGCUGAGCUGAAGGCAAAGUACACCCUGCUGCAUGAAACUGUGAUAAGUUUACAGGAAUCUGAGAUCCAGCUGUUGCAGGAAGUCAGACGUCUUAGUGUAGACCUGGAACAACAGCAACAUGAACUGGAAAAAGCAGAACAGUUCCCUGAAGGAUCUUCCAGUGAAGUCUGCCGAAUACAGCAACAGCUUCUUCAUUGCCAAAAUGAGUACAAUGCUAUUAAAGAAAGAGAGCAUGAAAUUCAGUUAAGGAUAAAAUGUUUGCAAGAAGAGAAAAGACUUCUGGAAAAGGAAUACGAAAGAAUUCCAAAACAAGGUGAAGCAGACAACAAAUUUAAAAAAAUGAAAGAUGAUUGUGAUGAGCUCCGCAAAGAAGUAAUCCAAAGGAAAGCAGAAGUUAAUGCAAUGAAAGAAGACAUUUUAUCCAAGCAGAAGCUGAUCUUAACGGAUAAGAAAGAAGUGGAAAAGCUUCUGGAGUUCCAGGAGAGUUUAAAAGAUGAAUUAGUUAAGAUCCUUGGUGUUCCAGCGCAACUUAAAAAGGAAACUGAGAAGAUAAAUCGGAAAAAAAUUGAUGCAGAGAAGGAAAACGAAGACCUUAAUAACCAAAUGCAGGAGUUAAACAGUACCCUGAAAGACAUUGACAAAGGGACAGAAAAGAUUUUGCAAGAAAGAGAAGAUGUAAUGAAGGAAUUGGAUGGAAAACGAGCUUUGCUAGAAAGCAAAGAACAAGAAUGUGCUGCUUUGACAAAAUUGCUAGAAAUUGCCAGAGAAAAGGAACUGGCGAUCCUAGGAGAGAGAGACUCUCUGAACAAUACAUUAAAUAAACGAAUCUUUGAGAAAAAAGAACAACACGAAAUUCUCAUUAACAAGCAAGCAGAGAAAGAUAAACAACUGAGAAAUCUGAAAAAGAUGGAGCUGCAACUGAAUGUGAUUUAUGAGUCCUUGGAGCAAGAUAAGUCACAGCACAAAAAACUCAAAUUAGAGGCAGAAGCUAUCCCUAAAGCUAAUGGAGUAUUACUAGAAAGAAGACGAGAACUGCAGAAGGAAAUUGAAAAGAGCAAGAGAUGUUUAGCCAAACAGGAGAUGGUAUCGGAUAAGGAUGCCCGCACGUUAGAGGAAUGUAUUGCUGAAGAAGGCCGGCUUUUCAAGGAGCAGGAAAAAUGCCGUAAUGAGUUAUCCAGGCUUGCACAUCUGACUGGGCUCAAAGUUGAAGAGAAGGAACAGAAAUCUAGGGAAGUUCAGAAAGUCCAGAUACAACUCCAAAAUAUUAUUAAAGAAAUAAAAAGAAAGGAUCUUCAAAUAGAAGAGUAUAAAAAGAGGAAAAGAAGAGUCCAAAAACAACUCCAAGGACUUGCUAAUAUGUGUGAUGUAAUCCAAAAUGAAAGGAAUAAAUGUAUACAUUUGGUGCAUGCUGCUCAGCAGAAAACAAUUGAAAUUAAAGACUGGAUAAAAGUAAAAGCAAGUGAAAGAGAAACAUUAAGGAAUACUCUUAUAACCCAAGAACGAGAACUGCAGAAACAACACAUGAAGAAUAAAAAUAACAUAGCAAUUAAUGAGAGUCUCAAAAAUGAUUGUUCCAAAGUCGUACAAGUCAUGAAUGAAAUGAAUGAAAAGAAAAAGCAGCAGGUUUUGGAUCUUGACAGACUUAUCAAUAUAGUCACCCGUGUUGAAGAGGAAAUCGCGCAACUGCACAAAAAAUACAAAAAAGCCAUUGAGGAACAAAAUGAGAGCGGCCUUCUGCUUAGAAGUCGAGAAGAAGAAAUAUGUAUUUUAUACGAAAAAAUAAAUGCUCAAGAGUUUUUGUGUAGAAAAGGAGACAUUGAGAUGCAAGCUAUGGAUGAAGAGAUCAGUUUUCUGAAGAUGAAGGUAGCUGAGAAAGAGAGACAGAUUAAAUUCUGGUUCAAAGCACUCCCAAUGAAGAGAGCCCUGGACGCACAGUUGGUGGUACUUCAGAUACAGUAUUCCCAGUGCAAGGAUAGGAUUAAAGAGAUGGAAGAAAUCUUUGUUGACCCCACGAACGAGAGCAGAAAGCGAGACCUGGGAGGGAAGGACCCGUCUCCACCUGAACUGCAGAAGAAGAUUGAACAGCUGGAAGUGGAGCUGGUUCAGAAGGAGGAGAAGCUGCUGGAGACAGACGUGAUCUAUGAACACGUGUCCUGGCUCACGGACAGGAUCCGUGCCACAGCAGAGAACGGGAAGCAGGGCACGCUGCUGCUAGCAACAAGGAUAAAUGAACUACAGAAGAAGAUAAAAGACAAGACCCAGAAGAUGAUGGCUCUUGUCGCAGAGUUAUCCAUGAAGCAAGCACUUGCCAUUAAACUCCAGCAGGAAAUGAAAGACAAAGAAGAGUUUUUGAUGAUUGUUUCAUCGAGGAUAGAUCAAGGCCUUCCUCCUCCUAAAGAGACAGAGAUUGAAUGGCUGAAGGUUUUACGCAAUGAGAAGAUGCACAAAGAAGCAGCGGAGGCCAGAGCUAGACAAGCUGCAGAAGAGGAACGAGCUGCAGUGCCUGGCCAUGUCCUCACAACAGCUGAGCCACGGCCAACUGCUUAUAUCCCAGAUGAUGCAUACAGCCUCCCAGUGCCACGGCCCUACGGCGCUUUGGCUCCUUUCAAGCCAAGUGAACCUGGUUCAAAUAUGAGACAUUUCAGAAAACCAAUUAUAAAGCCAAUUGAACUCUGAGAAGACAGCACAUGAAGGAGGAGAAGCCCUUACCAGUUGCUGAGUAUCACGAGUCAAUAGCAUUUAGACUACAUCAAAUGCCUACUAGAGUUUAGCCAAAUUCCAUACAGUAAACAAAGUAGCACUUAACGCCAGAAGCACAGCUAAGAACUCAGUGAUACAAGUUCCUUCCUUCUGACUAGGUGGAGCCUGGUAUGCCAAAUGCAUUGCAGUAUUUUAAAAUGUUAAGGAAAAUGAGUAAUUAUCGUACUACGCCUUUGUUUUUUCAGGUGAAGUUUUAUUGCAUCUAUUUUAUAGCACAUUUCAUUAAAAAGAAAAGGCUAGAAGAUCUUCUCUGGUUAUUAACAGCACGUGAAUGAAGUCUCCACAUGUGAUGCAAAUACACCAUCACAGCUUUCUACAGUCUGAGACUGAAAAAAAUUAUUGAGAAAAAUUUUCAUCUCUGUUCAAAAUACGAAAAAGAAAUGCACACCAAAAACCAAACCCACUUCAGUUAUUCAUAAAUAGCAGUUGAAAAUGAGGAGAAAACAAUCUCCAUCAGUUCUUCUUGAAGCUGAGUUUUGAACUGUAAUACUAGAGGCUGGAAGGAAAGAAUGAAGUAACACUUGUUCCAUGCUGCUGUGAAGGUACAUUUCCAAAGAAUUUUCUUCUUGUCCUGCACUGCAUUCAAUGUAUUAUAUGCACCUUAAAAAAAAAAAAAAAACAUAAAAUCCCUCUCCCAUACACUUUAA
This is a messenger RNA of Numida meleagris (helmeted guineafowl), 4568 nucleotides long. It is a transcript of the gene CCDC146, whose product is annotated as coiled-coil domain containing 146. Bases 970 to 3837 code for a protein of 955 amino acids. The transcript has 21 exons. The record is from RefSeq and is a predicted model, not a curated record. Lineage: Eukaryota; Metazoa; Chordata; Aves; Galliformes; Numididae. Gene Ontology annotation, cellular component: cytoskeleton.